This is a messenger RNA of Eucalyptus grandis, 973 nucleotides long. RefSeq names its product putative phosphatidylglycerol/phosphatidylinositol transfer protein DDB_G0282179. Gene Ontology annotation, biological process: intracellular sterol transport. Gene Ontology annotation, molecular function: sterol binding. Bases 190 to 645 code for a protein of 151 amino acids. The transcript is spliced from 5 exons. The record is from RefSeq and is a predicted model, not a curated record. Lineage: Eukaryota; Viridiplantae; Streptophyta; Magnoliopsida; Myrtales; Myrtaceae.
AAAAAGAAAAAUUCCUGAAGUCAGAUAAUACUGCGACGGAGAAUAAAACCGAAAAAGGAUCACGGCAAGAACCGACGACUUCCGAUCCUGUUCCUCGAUUCAGACAACAGCCUCGUUCGAUUCCGACGGGCAAUUUGCUCGAGCAGAAUCCCAAUCCGCAGACCGGAAAAGCGAAGUGGGUGCGCGAGGAUGGCGAAGUCGGAGCUGAUCGUGCUGGCGCUCUGCGCGAUCGCGUCCCUGGCUCGGGCCACCACCACCGAAGUCAGCUACUGCGAUAAGAACACUGAAUAUGAUGUGAAGGUGACAGGGGUUGAGAUUUCGCCUUAUCCGGUUGUGAGAGGCAAGACGGCCACGUUCAGCAUCUCUGCAUCAACGGGUUUAGCAAUCCCUGGAGGGAAACUGGUUAUUGAUGUUUCAUACUUUGGGUGGCACAUUCACACCGAGACCCAUGACCUUUGCUCUGAGACUUCUUGCCCCGUAACGACGGGGGAUUUUGUGGUUGCUCAUUCUCAAGUCCUGCCAGGAUACACUCCACCAGGUUCAUAUUCCCUGAAGAUGAAGAUGUACGAUGGAGACAAGCGAGAGCUUACAUGCAUUGGCUUUAAUUUCGACAUUGGGAUUGGCUCAUCUGUGGCAGAGAUUUAAGGAUAGUUGUGGACUAUGAAGUGUGCAUCUCAUCUGUGCUAGUUGGUCAAAGAUGAGUCCCUUGAAUUGUGUGAGUGGAUACUUCUAUCUUCUAGUGAUGAAAUUGUGUAAGUAUUUACUUGGUCCCUGGAAAUACAAUACGCUUAUAUUUUGUGCAUAGAGUUCAAUAAGUUGGCAUUGUGAUUGUUGAAGGUUUAAAAUCCUGUCUAGAUUGCAGUCAGGCUAUGCUGACUGUCUGUCUCUCUUAUUAUUCCUGUCAUUGUUGUGUAAAAGUUAUAUUUAAAGCAUUAUUAGUUCUAUGACACAAAUACCUGUUCAAUUACGGUAA